Zingiber officinale is the source of this 3045-nucleotide messenger RNA. RefSeq names its product probable ADP-ribosylation factor GTPase-activating protein AGD14. Bases 348 to 2489 code for a protein of 713 amino acids. NCBI's taxonomy places the organism in Eukaryota, Viridiplantae, Streptophyta, Magnoliopsida, Zingiberales, Zingiberaceae. The transcript is spliced from 13 exons. The record is from RefSeq and is a predicted model, not a curated record. Gene Ontology annotation, molecular function: GTPase activator activity.
UCGUCAUCUCGUUCCCUUGCUCUCCCAUUUCCGGAACCCUAAACAUUUUUACGCAGGGGAACUUGUUCGGCAGCUUCGUGGUUCUGGCUUGCUACCGGGCGAAAUCCAGGGUUUCAGUCUUCGGCGGUUCCUUGUUUUCUGGGGUUGAUGUGCUUUUGUGUGCUGCGACUGGAAGCUGUUAGUUCUCUCCUUGGAUCCUCUGCUCGAAUCGAUUGCACUGCGAUUCGUUUUUCACCGGAUUCUGGAAUCGAGAAUCAAUAUGUCUAGGCGUUGAUUGGGUUAUUUAGGUUUUUUGCAUUUGUAUAUUGCUGUUUGUUGGAUCUAUUUCUUUACGCAUUCGGGGGAAAAUGAGUAGCAAAAAAGAGGAGGAGCGGAAUGAGAAGAUUAUUAGAGGUCUUAUGAAGCUCCCGCCGAACAGAAAAUGCAUUAACUGUAAUAGCCUGGGGCCGCAAUAUGUUUGCACGAACUUUUGGACCUUUGUUUGCACACCAUGCAGCGGGAUUCACCGUGAAUUUACACACCGGGUGAAGUCGGUUUCCAUGGCAAAAUUUACUACACAAGAGGUGGAGGCUCUUCAAAAGGGAGGUAAUCAGCUUGCAAGAGAAAACUUUUUGACAAAUUGGGAUAUGCAAAGGAUGAGAUUUCCAAAUAGCAGUAAUCCCGAUAAAGUUAGAGAAUUCAUUAAAGAUGUUUACAUAGAUAAGAAAUAUGCUGGGCGGAAGUCGUCAGGCAAGCCACCAAGAGAAAUGGAGAGCUUUAAGAAUCAUGAACUUGAGCAGAGAAGAGCCAGCUCUUACCAUUCCUUUUCUCAGAGUCCUCCCUAUGACUAUCAGUAUGAGGAAAGGCGAUAUGGAAAACAAUUUGGCACAUUGAACAGGAAACCAGGAUCAGAACAAGGGCAUUAUGAUGUAAAAAUGAAUAGUUCUGUAUAUAGUCCGGGUCGUUUACAUAUGCAAGCAUAUGAAGAUAGAUUUGCCAAUGAAAGUUCUGGGUCAAGAAUGUCAGACUGCUCAGUGUCUAGUGCAGGUGAUACAUUUAAAUAUGAUGGCCAGUCGCAAAAUUCUCAGGAACUUGGCCACUGCAGCCCCACUUUACGCCAAACAAGGGACACCAUUGAAGAUGCAAGGCCUCAAAAAUUGAAUCAACUUACAGAAUCUAUUGUCAAAAGGGAUCUAGAUAAUGUCUCAUCUCCCAAGAGAACUUUAUCUGCUGGUACCUUUGGUUCCAUGAGUUCAAGAGAUGUUACUGUGAAACCUGUGCUUCCCAAUGAAACUCAUCAUGCCAAAGCAUCUGCUCUUGCUUCUUCCACACAAUCAUCUGGUUCUUUUCCUGGGGGCAAUGAUGCAUUUAGUUCAUCAUUGAUGCAACAACCGAAGGCUUCAGUUCCAUCUGUAGAUUUGUUUGCCGACUUCAGUAAACAACCUCCAUCAUCAGCAGUAAAUGUUGUCAUGGAACCUGUUUACUCAGGUGGAACCCAACGGGUGAAUACACCUGCUUUUUCUUCUAUGCAGUCAUUUGCUUCUGUUCAUACUGCACACAAGGAUCCUAUCGGUUCAACAUUUGGAGAACAAUUAGGGACUUCAUCUCCAGUAGAUUUGUUUGACAACUUCAAUAGUCAGUACUCAUCCACAAUCCAUAUCGAGCAUAAAUCAGCAGAAGUUUCAAUGACACAAAAUGUAGGAUGGGCUACAUUUGACUUACCUCACCAUGUGAAGGUUGAUUCUUCACUGAAGCCAGGCAUACCUACUUCAGACCUUUCUGGAAGUGCUAUGCAGGGGAGUGUAGGUGUAUUGACAUCUCUACAGAACAACUCAGCCUCAUUCCCAGAUCAAAAAUCUAUGGCUUCUGGAGUUUUACCAGUAGCGCUCAAUCAAUGGCAGUUAGAUUUAAAGGGGCACUCACAACCUCUCCAGCAAAAUGACUCGCUGUUGUGGAAUGCAUUUGAUACUUCAAGUGAGAAGUUAGCUGAGACAUCGGCUCAUGGUCUACCUCUGAAUGGUAGACCAUGGAUUUUUGCAUCUGAGUCUGCACUGCAUGAUCUUCAUGUAAAACAGACUGUUUCAGAGAACAAUAAUGAUGGGUUUCAAAAUUUUGCCCUAAACGCUGUAACUCCUAGCUUUGGUCAGACAAUGGGUGGUGUUGCUGAGCUAACUUUUUCUCCAAUGGUUGAACCAUUCAUGGGAGGAGUCUCUAUAGCUCAAAAGUCAACAAAUCCUUUUGAUCAACCAUAUGAAGCACACAUGGAUUCCAUGAAUACAUUCCUGGAUAUGAGUUCUCUUGAAGCUGCACUGCCUAGCACACAGUUGACUAAUGAUUACUUUGCUGGUGCAAGUCAGCCAUGGUAUCCUCAGAAUGCUGCCACCACAUUUGUUUCUUCCUUCCCUGAAGGGGAGGUGCAAGGAGUACCUAUGCAGGGACGGAGCACACAUUACGUAAAUUUUACUCCCCAAGGGCACGGUGCGUCUGUUGACAAGAAUCCAUUUGCAUAAAGUUUGGGACCAACUGCAGAAUCUGUGGCUUCAGCUAAAGUUUGCAUAUCUGGGUUAACUUUUUGAUUGAAUCAUUUACCCCUCAUUUGUAUGUUUGCAAAAGUCAGUUGUCUAAAGCUAGUGUGAAAACACAUGGUUCAUAUUUUGUUCACGGCCGCAUUUGCCCGUUGAUCUACUUCAAGUCAGCCAAAAUCUGGAUAGCUAAAGGCUUAAUAGGUGGUGCACUCGUGAUGUUGAAUAUCUCCUUAACGUUGUUCUUAGCUUGGAUUCGUGGGUUUGCUAUUUUCAGUAUGCAUAUUUAAUCAUAGUUUGGUCACAAGAGAAACCUAUGGUUCGGAUAACAGUUUCUACCUCCCGGCCCUGAGGGUGUGUUUGUAUAUUUUCCUUGAACAGAAUGUUGUUGUGGAAGAACCAACUUGAAAGGGCCUAUUGAGGUGGUGAAUGAUGGUGUCUUAUGCUUGCUAUUGUUCAGACUUGAGAUAUGUACCUUUAGGAAAGCUCAUCUGUCUAUUAAUGCUUGCUAUUGUGCAGACUUGAGAUAUGCACCUUUAGGAAA